AUGGGUUGUCCCAUAGAGGUUGAAGAUGUGUUCGGACCAGCAGUUGCUUCAACGUGCCAUUGGGGGUUUGACUUCACCUUGCUGUUCGAGGAGAUCUUCUUUGGCAUUGUACCAGUCGUUGUCCUUUCUGUCCUUAUACCACUUCGCUUAUUUCAGUUAUACCGUCGACAACCGGUGUUUCGACCGGGGGUGUUUUACUAUAUCAAAAUCGCAUGUCAUGCUGCCAACUCUACCAUCCAGCUGGUGAAGUUAAUCUUCCUGGUAAUCCCUAAUUUCGUACCGAAGACCAGGGCGUCGAUAGCAACCGCGGCGCUGAGUUUUUACAUUUCGUUAUUGUUGCUAGCGUUGUCACACUUCGAGCAUCUGAGGAGUGUUCGCCCUUCAGCAUUACUCUCGUUGUAUUUCGGACUGAGUAUCCUUUUCGACACUAUCCGCGCGAGGACUUUAUGGACCAUUGAAGGCAACUUACCAUUUGCGGUCGCCUUCUCGGUUGAUCUGGGCUUCAAGCUUGCUCUUUUCAUCUUCGAAUCGCUAGAGAAAGAGUCAGGCUAUCGUCGUGCAACUUACGAGACCGUGUCUCACGAAACCGCGGGUAACGUCUUCACGAGAGGCCUGUUUUGGUGGCUCAAUCCGUUGUUGUGGAAAGGAUUCAGGCGGAUCCUGGACGUCGACCAACUUCCUGCAAUCGACAAUGAGCUAUCCUCUCCUGAACUCCAGAAGCGUGUGUGGGCACGAUGGGAGCGCUUACCUCACAAAACGCCAGGAGCACUGGUCAAGUUGCUCUUCUCCGAAUACAAGUACAGCAUGUUCCAAGGCAUGCUUCCCCGAUUGGCGUUGUCGGGAUUCACUUUUGCCCAGCCUUUCCUGAUCACAAGGGUCGUCAAUUUCGCAACAGACCCAGUUGUUCGUCUCGACAAUCAGCUUGGCAAUGGCCUCAUCGCUGCUACUGCCCUGAUAUACAUCGGACUCGCCGUAUCCAAUGCAAAUGCUCAGCAUAAGACAUACCGUGUUAUUACAAAGCUGCGAGCCACUCUAGUGUCUUUGAUCUACUACAAGACACUGGGGGUGUCGAUCCCGACAGCCCAAGAGUCCUCUGCUGUCACCCUCAUGAGCACCGACGUUGAACGUUCAGGCACAGGCCUGAGGUUUAUGCACGAGGUCUGGGCAAGUCCGAUCGACAUUGGCCUCGCCAUAUACCUCCUGGAACGUCAACUUGGACCUGCAGCCGCGGCCCCAGGCGUGCUCUUCAUGCUUUGCAGUGGUGCCGGCCUCAGGGUCGCCGCAAGCAUGGGUCAACGGCAGAAACUGUGGCUAGAGUCAAUCGAGCGCAGAAUAAAGGCAACAUCUGACAUGCUGUCGUCGAUGAAAGAAGUCCGCAUGGGCGGCCUCCAGGCACGCAUGGAGGAUGAGAUUGAAAAGCUGCGUAAAGAGGAGAUUGAGAUUUCCCGAAAGUUCAAAAACGCCCUCGCGCUGAUUGUGUGCUUGUCGUAUACAACAGCUGCCAUGGGGCCGGUGUUUUCGUUCGGCAUCUUUUCGCUGCUGGCAAAAAGAAACAACACCACACCAUUGACAACAGAGAAGGGUUUCACAUCUCUGGCUGUAUUUUCGCUGCUCAGAACUCCCAUGGCGCUGAUACUUGAUUCCAUCGCCGGACUCGUGGCUUCGAUAGGAGCUAUGCAGCGUAUUGGUGAGUAUUUGGCCGCAGAAAGCCAUCUGCCAGCACAUCGUCAUCACACAUCUCCAUCGCCACCUCCGCCAUAUGAUCCGAUGAGCUUCGAGAAAGGAGACGAGCGAUACGAUCCUGUACCACUGAAAGAGCUCCAACCCAACCUUGAUUCACCAUCGAACUCGCCAGAUCCGAGAGUCGUCUUGGCCACAAAGUACAGCGCUGGAUGGGAGAAGGAUCGAGGCUUUAUCGUGCAAGAUCUCAACUUCUCCGUCAUGCGAGGCUCUUUGACUUUCAUCGUCGGGCCAGUCGGGUGUGGUAAAUCUACUUUGCUGAAUGCGAUGCUGGGCGAGACGACUGUUAAUUCAGGCGAUCUGCACACCACAUUCGAUCGUGCAGCCUUCGCCGGUCAGUCACCAUGGCUCAUCAGCGAUACAAUCCGAAACAACAUCGUCGGCACCAGCGUCUUUGAGCCUGUAUGGUACAACCAGGUCAUCGAUGCGUGUGCGUUGAGAGACGACAUCUCCAGCAUGGCCCAUGGCGAUCAGGAAAUCGUUGAUGGUGGAGGCUCCAAUCUGAGUGGAGGUCAACAAGCUCGCGUGGGCGUCGCGAGAGCCGUAUAUUCGCGUCAACGUGUCAUCAUCUUCGAUGAUGUGAUGUCCGGCCUGGACGCUCGCACCGAGAGCACGCUCUUCACGAAUUUGCUUGGUCCCGAGGGACUGCUGCGCAAUGACAGCAUCACAACUAUCUUCGCAACGAAUGCCGUACACAGAUUGUCAGCCGGCGACCAUGUUAUUGCCCUCACAGCUGACGGUAAAAUCCUGGAGCAGGGUCCUUAUGCAGAACUGCUGAAAACAAAACACGGCCAGUCCUCGCCGCCUGAGAGCGACGGGUUCGAGCAGGCAUCGAUCAAGCCUGUCGAUACCGAAGUCCAGGGUCUGAUAGCCAAGCUUUCCGCGCAAGAAGUCAAGGGCAGUCAGCGGCGCACUGGCGACCUAUCAGUCUACCAGUACUACGCCAAAAUCGUUGGCUGGUUCAACUUCCUUCUCUUUCUCUCUUGCGGCGCGCUGUUCGUCUUUGCUCUGGUAUUCCCACAGUAUCUGGUCAAAUGGUGGGCUGAGCAGAAUGCACGCGAGCCGCACAGCAAGCUGGGCUUGUAUUUAGGCUCAUACUUCGGUCUGGCGUGGCUCGCCAUCUUUGGGCUGGCAGCAGGAUGUCUGCAACUGGUCGUCCGAAUGAUGCCUCGUGCAUCUACUUCGUUCCACACCAUACUCUUGCAGACGACACUGAACGCGCCACUCUCACUGUUCUCGGGUAGCAAUGUCGGUGACUCUGUCAACAGAUUCAGCUCGGACCUACAGCUGAUUGAUAUGGAACUGCCACUUGCGCUUUUCAACACUUCUAUCGAGUUUUUGUCCAGCAUUGCCAAUCUGAUCGUGAUUGCAAUCUCAGCGAAAUUCAUCGGCGCAGCGCUUCCAGCAGUGCUUGUCGUCUUCUUCUUCGUGCAGAAGUUCUACUUGCGAACUGCUCGGCAAUUGAGACUUCUAGAUAUCGAAGCAAAAGGCCCACUGUUCUCGCACUUCCUCGAGACCUUAUCGGGAAUUGCAGCGAUUCGCUCUUACGGUGCUGAAGCUGAUUACGAGCAUCGCGCGAUGGACAAGCUCGAUUAUUCUCAGAAGCCCAACUACCUUUUAUACUGCGUACAGAGGUGGUUGAACUUGGUGCUUGACUUUAUUGUGGCGGGCAUAGCGAUAGUGUUCAUUGCAAUUGCUGUCAAGACCAAAGGCGAUAUCGACCCCGGAUUGAUCGGAACUGCACUUGUGGGUAUCGUCAACUUCAGCGUCAGCAUCAAAGCUCUCUUGGAGAACUGGACGAAUUUGGAGACGUCCGUCGGUGCGGUGUCCCGCGUGAGGUCUUUCGCACUCGAGACGAGGUCCGAGCACAUGCCUGGUGAGAACCACCCACCACCGCCAAACUGGCCUGCGGAAGGCAAUGUUACCUAUCACGAAAUCACAGCGACUUGGGAAGGCAAAGACAAGCCGGUCAUCAAAGAGCUGUCGCUCGGCGUGGAGCCUGGCAAGAAGCUUGCGAUCUGUGGCCGAAGUGGCAGCGGCAAGUCCUCGCUCAUCUCAGCAUUGUUUCGCCUGCUCGAGCCUCAACUUGGUGCUAUCAUCAUCGACGGUGUCGACCUCACAACAAUGCCGCGUCAGGAGAUCCGAGGGCGACUGAUAUGCGUGCCACAAGCGCCCUUCCUUCUUACGGGCAGCAUCCGAGAGAACGUUGACCCCUUCCACGUCGCGACUGACGAAGACGUCAUGUACGCCCUGCGGCAAGUGCAAAUGCUCGAGGCGAUUCAGAGCAUCGGCGGUCUCAACGCAACCGUUGAUGGCGACAAGAUGUCCGUAGGACAGAAGCAGCUCAUCUGCCUCGCCCGCGCCACUCUCAGACCGGGGUCGAUCUUGGUCCUUGACGAAGCGACCGCUUCGUUAGAUUUCGACACGGACGAGAUCGUGCAGAAGGUGAUUCGCACAGCCUUCAAACACCACACCAUAAUUGCCAUUGCGCAUCGCUUAAAAACCAUCGUCGAUUAUGACCACGUGGCCGUCAUCUCCGACGGCCGCCUCGUUGAGUACGGUCCACCUUCCCGUCUCCUAGAAGACCAAUCUUCACGAUUCGCACAGCUCUACCGCAUCUCCGCCGGGCACACCAAGAUCGAGCGCGCCAAAUCCCUCGCUCGUGCGCGCUCCCUGCAACGCAACGCCUCUGCCCGUUCCGGUCUCACCAUCCGUUCCCUUAGCAAGAACGUCCACCGUCCACCACCACUCAACGAUGACCCGUCCCAAGACCUCGGCCGAUCCAACAGCUGGACGACCGAAGACGGCAAAGGGCCACCAUCGCUGGCAAACCUGCAGACCACCAACCUCGACCACGACAAAGCCGAGCAGGACCUCUCUGCCUGGCCCUCCUACCACGACUCCCGUCCGAACUUCCCCGACGACGACGAUGACGACGAAGGCGUCAGUCCCCUCAUCGCCGGCACCCUCUCCGGCCCUCAUUCCGACUUUCCCGUCAUGCCAACCUUUGCCAUCUCCUCGGCGCCCAAUUCCGCAACGUCCGACAGCCACUUUACGGUGCGCCAGCAGAUCGACGCGGCGUUCAUGUCGUAUACGAACGCGAGUAGCAGGGCCGGCGCUGGUACUGGUACGAUCGGGCGGGGCGGGGGCGUGGGCAUGGGCGAUUACGGACGGUAUGGUGGGCUGGCGAGGCUGGCGACGAUGAAGCGGGAGAGGGAGAAGAGGGAGAUGGACCGGAGGUGGGAGGAGAGGUUGGGGAGGUUUGGGAGCUUGAAUGGACGGACGGAGGGGGAGGAGGUGGUGGAGGGCGAGGCGAGUGGCAGCCAAGCAAGGUAUUCAGUGCCUGAUGUCGACUUCGAUUGA
Messenger RNA from Cyphellophora europaea CBS 101466, 5103 nucleotides. RefSeq lists its product as uncharacterized. The transcript is spliced from 2 exons. Gene Ontology annotation, biological process: transmembrane transport. The coding region runs from base 1 to 5103 and encodes 1700 amino acids. Gene Ontology annotation, cellular component: membrane. Lineage: Eukaryota; Fungi; Ascomycota; Eurotiomycetes; Chaetothyriales; Cyphellophoraceae. Gene Ontology annotation, molecular function: ATP hydrolysis activity; ABC-type transporter activity; ATP binding. The record is from RefSeq and is a predicted model, not a curated record.